GCAGCGCUGAACGUUAAUAUAAAUAUCUGUUUCCGCUCGAAUUUGCUCACUCGUCUUCUGCUCGCGGUUUCAUCAACUUACAAUUUCGCCUUUUGAAAAAACAAAAACGAAAAUAUGAUCUCGAAAGUGACAGUCAUCGCGUGCAUCUUGGUUGUGCUGGCGUCCAUGAGUGCGGCGCAGAAGCCCUUUUACGCCGGACAAGGGCCGUGGUACGGGCACAUGGGGCCACAGACCGACACACCACCCGCCACCUCAACCUCGACCUCAAACAACAUCGACAACAACAACAACGGCGGCGGCGGACUUGGAAACCGCAACCAGUUCCUCACGCCCGUCGAGUCCGUCAGCUUCAGGUACUUCAACAAUGUGCCCAUCGAGGGACCCGGCCAGCCGUGCGUCGGAUGCGUUUACAGGCUCACCAGGGAGGGGUUCGUCAUGGUCCGGGCUUGAGAAGAAAUUUCCUAAGAUUAUGACUGAUGCUGAUUAAAAUGGAUAUUAUUUAAAUUGAAAUAAAUACAUUUUUAUAUAUAUAAUAA
Molecule: messenger RNA, 536 nt
Organism: Cloeon dipterum
Lineage: Eukaryota; Metazoa; Arthropoda; Insecta; Ephemeroptera; Baetidae
Exons: 2
Coding region: 115-450 (111 amino acids)
Source: RefSeq, a predicted model, not a curated record